Ochlerotatus camptorhynchus is the source of this 2176-nucleotide messenger RNA. RefSeq lists its product as uncharacterized. Lineage: Eukaryota; Metazoa; Arthropoda; Insecta; Diptera; Culicidae. The record is from RefSeq and is a predicted model, not a curated record. Bases 210 to 2006 code for a protein of 598 amino acids. The transcript has 3 exons.
CAAGAAAGGUGGAAAGCUAUAAAACUGAUCGUAACCACCAGGAAAUGUUUAGUUACGGUGAUGUUAUUGUGCGGUUCGGUAGCGCUGGAAAAAAAGAGCAGCAAAGUUGGUUGAAACACAGCUUUAAGUGGUUGGUGGUGAAAAAUCUGGUUGGAAAUUUAUCAAACGUGAAUUAAACGAGGAAAAUUAGAUUGCUGAACGUUCCUGAAAUGCUACGUUGGAUAUUAGUAGUGGCGCUACUAGCGUCACCGGCAUUGUCGAUAAAUGCUGAAAAACGACGGGCAUUUUACCGAAAAACAACUACGACAAGUACUGCAGCACCCGUCGUGGAGGAUAAUUCCAGUUCGGAAUCCAAGUUUACCGAUAACAAAGGUGAAGGUCUGUAUACUGUCGCCGACUCGUUUAUCAUCGGAGGAGGUUCCUCUUCGUCCUCGCCUGGGGACAGCGUUGGCAAGGGAAGCGUCUUCAAGCCAAUUACCAGCAGUGGCGAUAAAUUGACAUCGUUCUCGGAAUACAAUUUUGGCAGUACGAAGCUAUCCGAACCCAAUGACUCUGGCUCGGACGAAGAUUAUGUAAUAAACCUCAAAAACAUCAAGCCCUUGAAGCCAUCCUCGAACUCCAACAGCUAUAAACCCAGCGGAUCGUUUGACUUUCUGAACAAUGACUUUUCCAAAUCCUCCUUGGACAGUAAAACGAAAUCCUCCUUCACCAAUAAAUUCUCCAUUUCUCACCCCACCCCCACGAAAUCAUCCGUGACGGGUAAGCUAGACCAUCUGGACGAUUCGACCGAGUAUGAAAUAUACUCUAGCUUAAAGUCCGCCAAUAGCUACAAAUCCUCUCCUAAGAAUUCCAGACAGACAAUUCUACCACUUGGGACUUUUUCAGGUACAUCUCUGAACUUCGACGGUAAGGUUAAGAAGCUGCCCUCUUAUUCUUUUGACGACUCUGCAUUAGCAUCGUACACUUCCAACAAGAACAAGAAGAACAAACUUUCCCUAGACGAUGACACGUUUGGAGGCGGCAGUUCAUUCGGACUCAAUAGCAAUUUUGGUGUCGGUAAGCAAGAGAACCCGUUUACUAGUAGUGGUAAACUUAAAAAUCCUUAUGGAUUCGGUGAACCACCACUAGUCAAAUCUGCUAUAUCGACACUGAAAAAUUUUGGCUCAGGACUUUUAGGUAAACCAGAGAAACAAUCUUCCUCCCUUUAUGGCAUUGACAGUGAAGAGAGUGGUUUUGGAAGUUCAAAUUUCAAACCAUUUGGCAAGGGUAGUAGCGGUAGCAGCAGUAGUAGCUUCAAAAAUACAUUCAACCUAGACAGCAGUGAAGAAUCUGAAGAGAUUUUUUCCAAGCCCAAAUUUCCAAAACUGCACUCAUCCUAUGGCACUAAACUGAAGUCCCACAACACUGAGUAUGAAAGCGACUUCGAUGUGAAAAACAUCAAGCUGCCAGGAGCUCUCACCAAGUUCAGACCCAACACGUUUACUAAACCCUCCCAACACAAAAACAAACAACACGGUUCCGACAUUGACAAUCCUAACCCGCUUGAGUUCCGACCUAACUUCAAAUUGCAAGAUGUACCCAAUCUGUAUCCCGAUGAUCAUAUAGGUGCCGGAAUCGCAGCUAAAGGUCAGAUCGAAAACUUCUUGAACGCAGAACAUUCAUUCCGGAACGAACCAAUCCGAACGACGCACUUCCUCGACGGCCACCCUGGUAAGAAGGGCCAAUACCAGCAAUUCUUGAAGUCUCAAGAAGACGAGCAAUUUGAAAAGGAAGCGUUGAAGGCACAGAUCGAAUACUUAAAAGCACAAGCUGCGAAGCGUCCAUCUGAAGGAAGACAGCGUCCAUCUGGUCCACCAAUUUCCAUUAAACACGGCCCAGUACCACCACGUGGACGUCCUGUUCGUCGUAUCCCUCCACUGGGCCCUCUAGGCGCUAAACAAUCCCGACCACCAGCGAGGAUUCCACACUACAACGACAGACCGUACAGUAUAAGUUUCAAACUCUAAAUAAUUGUUGAGCCAAACCACCGUAGACGGAAAAAAGCAGGGUCGUCCGAUCCUUAGUGCAAUUGGCCUUGUUUUACCUGUAGUCGAAUACGUUAGGAUUAGUUUAUUUAUUAACAGUAGUCAUUAGUAAGGCAAUUUUAGAUGUGAAUGAAAAUACAACAUGGACCAAA